This is a messenger RNA of Oncorhynchus nerka (sockeye salmon), 4696 nucleotides long. It is a transcript of the gene zdhhc17, whose product is annotated as zinc finger DHHC-type palmitoyltransferase 17. Gene Ontology annotation, molecular function: palmitoyltransferase activity; protein binding. Gene Ontology annotation, cellular component: Golgi membrane. The transcript has 17 exons. NCBI's taxonomy places the organism in Eukaryota, Metazoa, Chordata, Actinopteri, Salmoniformes, Salmonidae. Gene Ontology annotation, biological process: protein palmitoylation. The coding region runs from base 97 to 1965 and encodes 622 amino acids. The record is from RefSeq and is a predicted model, not a curated record.
UGAGCCUCGAGCAUCGCUUUGACCGAACGUCCCAUCCUCCUGUUUGUUUCUACAGAGCAUUGUGUCCCAUAAUGCUUGGCGAGAUUGACCACCAAGAUGGCUGACGUUAUGGAUGAAUAUGAGAAAGAAGCUGGCUGUGUUCCUAUUCUCCAUCCAGAGGAACUCAAGCCCCAGAGUCACUAUAACCAUGGCUACAGUGAGAAUGUGGGGCGCAAGAGCCACGUGGAUGACUACAGUACCUGGGACAUCGUCAAAGCCACGCAGUAUGGGAUCUUUGAGCGCUGCAGAGAACUGGUGGAGGCAGGCUAUGACGUUCAGCAGCCGGACAAAGAGAACGUCACACUCCUGCACUGGGCCGCCAUCAACAAUAGAAUAGACUUGGUCAAGUACUACAUAUCAAAGGGGGCGAUGGUGGACCAGUUGGGAGGUGACCUCAACUCCACACCACUGCAUUGGGCCACAAGACAGGGCCACCUCUCCAUGGUGGUACAGCUGCUGAAGUAUGGGUCCGACCCCUCGCUCAUCGACGGAGAGGGCUGCAGCUGUGUCCACCUGGCUGCCCAGUUCGGACACACCUCCAUCGUGGCCUACCUCAUCGCCAAGGGACAGGAUGUGGACAUGAUGGAUCAGAAUGGAAUGACUCCCUUGAUGUGGGCAGCUUACAGGACACACAGCGUGGACCCCACCCGGCUACUGCUGACCUUCAACGUGUCGGUCAACCUGGGUGACAAGUACCACAAAAACACGGCUCUGCACUGGGCCGUGCUGGCCGGCAACACCACAGUCAUCACCCUGCUGCUGGACUCCAACUCCAAUGUGGACGCACAGAACAUCAAGGGUGAGACGCCGCUGGACCUGGCCAAGCAGAGGAAAAACGUCUGGAUGGUCAACCAUUUACAGGAGGCUCGGCAGGCCAAGGGUUACGACAGUCCUGGCUACCUGAAGAAGCUGAAGAUGGACAAGGAGUUCAGACAGAAGAUCAUGUUGGGGACCCCCUUCCUGGUGAUCUGGCUGGUGGGCUUCAUCGCUGACCUGGACAUCGACUCCUGGCUCCUCAAGGGCCUCAUGUACUGUGGCGUGUGGGUCACUGUGCAGUUCCUCUCCAAGUCUUUCUUUGACCACUCCAUGCACAGCGCCCUGCCCCUGGGAAUCUACCUGGCAACCAAGUUCUGGAUGUAUGUGACCUGGUUCUACUGGUUCUGGAUUGAUCUCCCGUUUGCCACCGUCCACCUGCCUUUCCUCCUGAACAGUGUCUGUCUGUUCUACAACUUCGGCAAGUCCUGGAAAUCAGACCCCGGGAUCAUCAAAGCCUCAGAGGAGCAGAAGAAAAAGACUAUUGUUGAACUGGCGGAGACAGGAAGCCUGGAUCUCAGCAUAUUCUGCAGUACUUGUUUGAUAAGGAAGCCCAUCCGGUCCAAACACUGUGCCGUGUGCAACCGCUGUAUCGCCAAGUUCGACCACCACUGCCCUUGGGUGGGCAACUGUGUCGGAAGUGGGAAUCAUCGCUACUUCAUGGGUUACCUGUUCUUCCUGCUCUGCAUGAUCAGCUGGAUGAUCUACGGCUGUAUCUGCUACUGGAGGAUCCACUGCGCCACCAACUACACCAAGGAUGGUUUCUGGCUGUACCUGACGCAGAUCGCCUCCUGCUCUCCCUGGAUGUUCUGGAUGUUCCUCAACAGUGUGUUCCACUUCAUGUGGGUGGCUGUGCUGAUCAUGUGCCAGCUCUACCAGAUUGCUGGUCUGGGAAUCACCACAAACGAGAGGAUGAACGCCAGGAGAUACAAGCACUUUAAAGUAACGGCCACUUCCAUCGAGAGCCCCUUCAAUCAUGGGUGUGUACGGAACCUCAUAGACUUCUUUGAGAUCCGCUGCUGUGGCCUGAUCCGGCCCAAGGCGAUAGACUGGACCACACAGUACACAAUCGAGUACGACCAGACGUCCGGGUCGGGCUACCAGCUGGUGUAGACGAGAAGAGAGGAGAGGUGGAGCGACUGUGUCUAGAAGAGGAGGACGGGGUUCCCCAGGGUUCAGUAUCGGAGCCAGGCUGUUCUCUGGAGCACUCCCCUCAGACCUCCUUCCUCACCCAUUCAGACUGAGAAAACCAGCCAGGAACUAGCAUGCUGUUACAGGACACCACCAUAAGACCAACACCUACUACUAGUCUGUAUGAAACCACCUCCAUUACUGUACCCACCACCACCUCCGAGCCCCUCCUGGGGGACCUUCUCCUCUGUUCCCCCCCCGUCUCUCCUGCCCAUGGACGGUGCACCGCUGCCAGACGCGGCAGGGAGAGAGGCAGAGGGAGGAGGAGAAAAGAGAAUAUAAAAAAAACUAAAAUAAGGAAUCUUUAUUUGUUUGCUGUACUAGAGUCAUUAUGCUGCGGUGAAGGCAGUACGGUUGACGGCAGUAUCAUUUUUUCCCUUUAAAUUUCACACAUCCAUUUUUUUUAUCGUCCAUCUUGCCCUGCAGAUUUUUUUUUUUUAUUGUUGCUCAAAACUCUAUUGUUCCUUUUAGAACUGUGGUGGCUAGGGAGACUGGGGAAGGAAGGCCUUUUAAGGAAGAAAUUGGUUGUUAAGCAGGAUUUGAUAAGGGAUGGUUACUAUGGCAUGGUCAUGUACCAUUGUUCAAGUCACCCUGAGGAUUGCUUAGAAUUGCCAAAGUUGUCAGUAUGUCAUAAAAUGGCAUUUGCAAUUGUUGGGGGGGGGGGGGUCUGUUCCCAGUGGUCUCUUUCACAAGGUAUUGAAGGUGCAGAUAGGAGCGACAUCCUACUUAUAAUGUGAUGCAAGCAUAUUUAUUUUAACUCUAUUUAUAGAUCAAAUGAUGUUAUAGUAUCAUCUUAUUUUAAAUGUGUUUUUUUUAUCAAGAAAACAUCAGCUACAAAUUGUAUAUGGAUGUCUGACAUGGUGCCCUGAGACCUUCACUAGAAAAAUCGGCACACACACACUACAAGAGUAGUGUUAGUGAGAGAUCAACUAGAGUCAGGGGAAGAUGAGGCCAUUCCAUCCCAGACUGAAUGGAUGGUUCUGGGAGUUUACAAGAAAGGUUCAUUCCAAGUGUGAUUUCUUUUGUUUGUCUGCCUAUGACAAUGCACUGAUCACCUUUUUGUUUCCGGUCUCGCCGUUACUGAAGAAAUACAGGCGUACUCCCGACAAACAAUUCAAUGUUUACCGAUUGACGGAGCUCGGGCCCAAUGAGAGAAAGGUAUAUAGCCCGAGACCUGCCCCUUCUUCUGGGUUCUCAUCUGUUAUUGCUCAUUACAUUUCCCGCUAGUCGUCUCUACGCAGCAGCAGCGCAAGGACGGACUGAAAUGUCAAAUAUGUCCAUCUGUACAUAAACAAUCUUGUUUUCUUCGUGACUGAUUUUAUUUUGUCAGUUGAAGCUGCUCCUUUUUAAACGUUGAUUUCAUCCAACCAAAUGGAAAAGAGAACUCCCCGAUUAUAAUCCAACUGUAUGACUGUAGCUUUUAGUGAUGUCCGACACUGCUGUCUAAAGGCAUUUUAACCCUGCAAACUACACUGCAUGUGUGAUGCUUGGACAUUGGGCUGUCGCCAUACUGUUGACCCCCCCCAUCCAAGCUGCCCAGUGAUAGCCAUGUGUCUGUAUAUAGUGAAUGUUCAGUAUUUACAAGUACUUUCUUCGGUAUGUUCGCUUUUGUUUUUUAAAUCCAGUGUGUAUCUUCAGUGCAAGUCCUCCUUCUCGGUCUGCAGACACAGAUAUCAAGUCUGGUCCAACCUGCCGAAGUGUAAUAUUAAUGUUCCAUGCUGGUGGUUGGAUUAUACUGGAAGUAAAGGUUUUUUCUAUGUCAUAUUGCUGGGUUUGUUACACCACUGGAUGCAAGAGAAAUAAUGACAGUAUUUUUUUCUAAACUGUAAUCCAGGAUAACAGAGGUAUGAAGCAUGGGUUUAGACAUGGCAUCCCCUUAUGAUGUAAGAGCACGGGACGCACCAUUGAGGCGAUCUCCAUUUUUGAAGUACAUUUUCUACUUUAAUCAGUUGGCAAACUGCCACCUGGAGUGGGUUGUUUGAAUGCCAAGGUUGGCGAUUUACCACCACCUGCAGGUAUGGGGUGUUUGCCCACGAGUAUAAUUCAUUGGUGGUGACCUGGAUGGAAUUAUACGACCCUUCGUUAACUACUUCAAAAUGGUGAAAGUCCUCAAUGGUGCUGCCUGUGCUAAAACAGGCUUUUGGGAACUAGAGUCCUGUGUGGUAUUAAAAGGUAUAUCUUGUGUGGUCAUGUCUACAUCAGUGAGGGACACAGUGGAUCAUUUUGCAGGCUCACCUACUGCUGCCGAAAUCUAAAAGGAGCUCAGCGGUCAUCAUAAACAACCUACAGGUAUAGAGCUCAUCCAGGUUCUGUUUCGGUUCCAGAGAAAUAUUCACACUAGCCUGAGUGCCACUGUUUGUACACAUGCCAAUUCCUUGUCACCCAUUGUCAUGCCAAACAUGUUUGACUUGACAAUGAGGAAUGGAGUUGUCAAGAGCACAAACGGAUCUGGGAUCAGGCUUUUCACACCGGCUCUUCCAACAAAUGUCAUUUUCCCCCCCAGCUGCCACCAUGUGAAAAGCACAUGAUCAUCUACAGUGCCUCUCCGCCUUCUUCAGGACAUCACCGUAACCCUGCUUCAGAUGUUAAUAUAUUGGGCAUGGUUCAAUUUUAAUGGCUUUAAUAAUAAAAUACAUUCAAAUGUGAAAAUACA